GUGCUCAAAAACAGAGUCUCUCUGUGGAAACCCGGUCCCCCAAUCCCGGAGAGAGUUGGAUGAAGAGAGGUACCGACUCCUGUCCCACCCAGGACGCAGCCUUUGGUCUCCACCCUUCUGGGGCAGGGCAGGCAUCUCUGCUCUUCUGCAAAGGAAAGACCAAGCACGCUGUCGUCUCCCUGGGAGGACCGGUGCAGGCGUACCUGUAACUGCCGUGGUCCCAUUGGGUUUGAGGGUCAAUUUUUCAUCCCUUCACAAGAAAAGAUGCGUUGGAAGACGUUGCUGCUUCUGCUGUUGUAUUACAAUGCUCAGGCGACCGUGUCCCACGGGUGGAGCAGGGCCGUGCUCUUCCCUGCUGCCCAUCGGCCAAAGAGGUCCUCAUCCGUGCCACUGAACCCAGUCCUGCAGACCUCCCUGGAGGAAGUGGAGCUGCUCUACGAGUUCCUGCUGGCUGAACUUGAGAUCAGCCCUGACCUGAAGAUCUCCAUCAAGGAUGAGGAGCUCGCCUCCUUGCGGAAGGCCGCGGACUUCCACACCGUCUGCAACGAUGUGAUCCCCAAGCGCAUCCCAGACAUCCGCAGACUCAGCGCCAGCCUCUCCAGCCACCCUGGCGUCCUCAAGAAAGAAGACUUUGAAAGGACAGUGCUGACCCUAGCCUACACGGCCUACCGCACGGCCCUGUCCCAAGGCUAUCAGAAGGACAUCUGGGCCCAGUCCCUCGUUAGCCUCUUCCAUGCCCUGCGGCAUGACUUGGUGCGGUCCUCACGUCCUGGAGCACCUCCCUGAGGGACUAGCCCACACCAGGACCUCGGAGCAGGGGCCGGCACACACAGUGGUCCAGAAAGUCUUCAUCCUCUACUCCAUUUACAGAGACCAGCAACAAAACGUGCACCUCCGACACAGAGUGACAGAGACAAAAUAAGAGUAGCCCCGAUGCUCUUUUACCCCUUGUAGCUUCCCGGUAGACACAUCUGAUUCAUACCGUAAGGUGACCUGGGCUGGAGCGGUGACCCAAGAUGCCUCCAGAGGAGGAAUGGUUUCCCUGGUGACAUGCAGAAGUCUAAGAUAUGCGUCAGCACAGAGUGAUUGCUACAUGCACCCCAGGGUGACAACAGAGCUGAGGGGACAUCACAGAGGUUUGGGCAUGUCAGGAAGACAAGGGGCAGAUUCCUUUGGUCCUGAGGGACCAGGGUGCUGGGUUGAAUGAACAUUUUUCCAGAGGUUCUAUAGUAAAUAUAAAGUAAUCAGAGCUAUAUCCAAAUAAAUAUAUUGUUAGCCAUGGAUAUACUUCUUGACUUUUCCAAAAACUACCAAGAAGAAUCAGUUAGAAAAUCUGUAAUUUUAUGACCUAUAUCUCUUAACUCGUCUUUUAUGAAAGCUGGUCUAACACAGAGGAGAAACAGGAAGGAGGCCCACAGAAAUGCUAACAGUCCACUCAUGAUCUCUUUGGAGAAAUACUAGGAUGCAGAAGGAAGGUAUUCAUCAUCAGAGAAAAAUGCAACUUUGCAUCCUGAUAAUUCUCAGGGCCAGAAGAUCAAUGACUCUCUCUCUUUCUCACUCCCUGAUUAUACUGCUCUUUCACUCCCUCAAAUGCAGGUUCUGAUCUAUGCUUUUUUGUUCAGUCUUUCUAACAUCACAUGUUCUCUCUGAGAUGGUCACUCUGCUUGUCUUUUUCUUUCUUUUCAUUUCAGUCUGUGUCUCUGCUGCUCUAUAUUUGGGCCCAGUUCUGAAUAUCUUUGUAUUCGUUUCUUGAUGCAUCUCCAAGUCUCCUCUGGUUGCCUCUUGCUCUGUGUCUGCCUGUCGUAUUCUGACUCUCACUGUCUUCCAGUCUCCUCUGGGUAUCACUGUCGGAAUAAAACAAAGGCCAACAUACAGACAGAGUUGAGAUCACCCAGGAGCAGAGCCACCUGAUAGCCCACCUUCACUAUUUGUGCUUUUCCUGGAUGUGGGGUGGGGAGUGGAACACAGAUGGUCUCUAUCUCUAGACAUUGUGCAAUACCCUGACAGAGUCUUGUAUCCUGCCCUGAGAUUCCACCCCCUGAGAAUAGAUACGAGAGCUUUCUUGUACUCAGAAUCAUCAGCUGGAAAGACUGUCCACCAUCUAUAUCACUGUUGUGAUACAGAUGGCCGCUCCCAAUGGUAGGAGAUCUGUGAAUGGGAGGAUGGGUCCCAGGACCAUUGAUAGCAAUGGUAGUUCAUUCACCAACAACAAAAACAUUAAAGGUACUUUGUAUUUAUAAAUUGUGGCCUGAAUUUAUGUGGCAAUCAAUGACUUAAAAAAAUAGA
Molecule: messenger RNA, 2286 nt
Organism: Propithecus coquereli (Coquerel's sifaka)
Lineage: Eukaryota; Metazoa; Chordata; Mammalia; Primates; Indriidae
Gene: FAM180A
Product: family with sequence similarity 180, member A
Exons: 3
Coding region: 265-786 (173 amino acids)
Source: RefSeq, a predicted model, not a curated record